Suillus clintonianus is the source of this 495-nucleotide messenger RNA. RefSeq lists its product as uncharacterized. The coding region runs from base 1 to 495 and encodes 164 amino acids. The record is from RefSeq and is a predicted model, not a curated record. NCBI's taxonomy places the organism in Eukaryota, Fungi, Basidiomycota, Agaricomycetes, Boletales, Suillaceae. The transcript is spliced from 5 exons.
AUGACCACGGCUCCAUACGACCGUAGUAUUGUUGGCAAUCAUUACUGUGGAAUUUCGCUGCGCCAAUUUUUGCUACAGCUGGGAGUCGAUCUUCUGUUGUGGGCAGAACUGGUUAUUCUGCCAGUUCUGCCGAGUGGCAUAACUUUAGCGGUGAAUUUUUCCUAUCUACAACAUCAAGUUGUCAACGACAGUCCUACCGAAGACAUUAACGACAUCUUCCAGUUCUCUGCCAACCCUGGGUUCUGCCAAGUUCUGCCAAAGCGGGUGGCAGAACUCAUCAGUUCUGCCCGCAACAUCCGUCCAUGGCUAUCCGAAGUGCUGACAGCAAUUGUCCCCUCUUUUGCGGCACAACUGCAGAUUGCUGCGCAGGCAGUAAAUGCAAGCAAGAAUUCGAUCACCAAUCUAAGAGUGGUGCUGUAUACACUUUUAUGUGUAUGGCCCAGUGAGCUACAAGCGCUUGCUUUUGAACAGAUUUCGCUGCUGCUCGAGCAAUGA